Messenger RNA from Cyclospora cayetanensis, 1275 nucleotides. RefSeq lists its product as uncharacterized. Bases 1 to 1275 code for a protein of 424 amino acids. The transcript has 2 exons. NCBI's taxonomy places the organism in Eukaryota, Apicomplexa, Conoidasida, Eucoccidiorida, Eimeriidae. The record is from RefSeq and is a predicted model, not a curated record.
AUGGGUACCCCUGGGGGCCCCCCAAGUGGCCCAUCCAGCAUAAAUUGUGGCUCCACGGGGCUUAAAUCCGAUGGAGAAGAAUGCUCAGAGUACAAGGGUGGCUCCACAGCGAAGACUCUCCAACCCCCAAAUCCUAGGCAAAGUCACUUUUCGGCGCACUAUGACUGCACUUUUGGUGGGCGAAUGCCACUGAGGCUUCUCGUGUGUUCUCUCACGGCAUCAUAUAGGAAACCAGGGGCCCCCGGGGCCCCCCCUUGCCUCGCGAUGUCCAUUCCGUUGACGUGCCGUGUGCUGCUGCUACUUGUCGAGUGGACAUCUGCUGCAGCCACGGCUGCGGCUGUGAUCCGGGGCAAAUACCGAGACAGCGCAUACCCGGCCUUCCUGGGGGUCUCUCAGGGGUUCGGAGAGUCUCUCCCAUGCACACACUCUCCAUUACGGUCUCAUUCCAGUCUCCUCCUACCUCAUUCACAUCUCCAAGCUGCCCCUGUCAGUUCUGCCGCGUCGGAGCACCCUCCCGCGAGCACGGCGACGGCGCGGAACCCCCCCGAAGAGAUCCCGCUGCUAAACUUUGUAGACUGGGGAAAGGGAGGAGCCAUCCCCCAGGACUCUGGGGAGCUGCUGCUGCAACAGCAGAGUAGCGGCAGCAAUGAUAUUUGUGGUGUGCUAUACUGUACAGCGUGGGAUCCUCGCUCAAAAGCCCUCGUCUCUGCCCUGGGCUUGCUGCACCAGGAGGCCCUGGGGGCCCAUGGGGACUUCCCCAGUCAUGGAGGAGAGGAAAUCCGGCUUCCUCUAUAUCCAAUAACUGGAGUUAGAGUUACGAACAGCCUUGUUAUCGCGAGGGGAAGGCGAGCUCUCCUCAAGCAGCGCAGAAUGGCGUGCAACAUGAAGCAGCUAAGACACAACGAAAGGGCCCUCCGGUUUAUGCUACAGCAGCAACCGCCGCUGCAGCUACAGGGCGUGCCGGCGCUGCAGCUGUACACAUGGCAGCGCCAGUGCCAACAAGAGGAGAAUGAGGCUCAGAAGUUUCCGUCGCAGUUAUUGGAGAUCCGAUCUGCAGCUCCUGCAGUCUUGCAGCAUCUUGGAAGAGACACAGGGGCUCUUGUAGGGGCGUGGGGAGACCAAGGGCCACCUGGGGGCCUGCCCGAGGUGGAAGCUCUUGGGGUGUGGCUGCGACGUCUGGGGCAUCUAUAUGAAGAAGAGCUCAGACAGAUUGUUCAGGAGAGGCUCCAGCAAGCAGAGGACGAGUACCCGAUCUAUAAGUCCUACAAACCCUGA